Anopheles maculipalpis is the source of this 898-nucleotide messenger RNA. Its product is annotated as JNK1/MAPK8-associated membrane protein. The record is from RefSeq and is a predicted model, not a curated record. The transcript has 4 exons. Gene Ontology annotation, cellular component: membrane. Lineage: Eukaryota; Metazoa; Arthropoda; Insecta; Diptera; Culicidae. Bases 1 to 894 code for a protein of 297 amino acids. Gene Ontology annotation, biological process: response to unfolded protein. Gene Ontology annotation, molecular function: ubiquitin protein ligase binding.
AUGUUGAAAUCGAUCGACAAGUGUCCAGGUUUGUACUGUGGCCGCACAGUACUGGCCAACAGCUCGCUCAGUGAGUGUGGUGCCUGUUUGCGUGGAUUUCGCGUCAACACGCAGUACAUCUGUACGCCUUGCGAUAAGGACCUUACGUCGCACGAUUGGCUGUACCUGGGUUUUAUGACCAUCCUGCCGUUGAUUAUUCACUGGUUUUGUAUCGAUUUCAAUGCUCACCUGCGGAAAUUCACCAAAGGCGAGCUUAUUCUGCAUGCCAGUGCGUGUGUGGAGGUGUUCUUAUCCGCCUUCCUGACCAUCCUCUUUACCGAUCCCAUCUGGGAGCUGCGGAUCAAUUCGUGUGGUGUGCAGAAGCUUUCCGAUUGGUACACACUCUUCCACAAUCCAACGCCAAACUAUGAGACGACGCUGUACUGCACCCAGGAAGCGGUCUAUCCACUGCAGACGAUGAUAUUCGUGUUCUAUCUGUUCUGCGUCACCUUUAUGAUGAUCAUACGGCCGGGAUUGAACGUAAAAUUCUUGCCAUACCGUGGCAAGCUGGCCGUUUACUAUGCGCUCUACAUUUUCCCCAUUUUAGCUCUGCUGCAUGCCGUUGCUGGUGGGCUAAUUUAUUAUUCCUUCCCUUAUCUAAGUAUUCUCAUUUCGCUCGUGUCCAACGCGCUACACUUCUCGAUCAAGCUGGAUCAAACGAUGAAAUCACUGCUAGAAACAUCGAUUACACAGAUGCGAAAUGCUACCAUCAUACUUGGUCAUUGGAUUCUGUUGGCGUACGGAAUCAUUUCGAUACCAUACGAAAUCUCGUACUUUUCGCUGUUGCUAGUACCAGCACCGGCACUGUUUUACAUUUUCACUGCUAAAUACACAGAUCCAGACAAUUUCAAGUAGUAGA